AUGGUACACAUUCCUCCCCAGUGUCCCUUGUGGUUCAAAUCUCCGAACGAUGACGAUAAUGCUCCUAUCUCCCCUCCCAAAGAUGUCAAGGCCUGUAUCCCCGACUUCCCCAAGUUCGGCUUGCACAAUUGUGGUAACCACCGUUACAACACAGAGAACAAAAACAUUCACAUCUACUUCCAACGUUUCCAGCGCAGCGUGCUCCGUGGUCAGUCCCGGAAUCUCUCGGGCUCGAUUGAACUCGCCUGUACCAAGUGCAACACCCUCACUCCCCUUUCUCAUCUGCAUGAUCUGCCCUGCGGAGACUUAGUCUGCCUCGUCUGCCUUCGAAGGCUCAUUGCUCGAGUUUAUGCAAACAUAGCCCAGAAUUGGCGGGCGAUUCGGCACACCCGGAACCAGAUAGAUCAGCUGGAGCGGCAGCUGCAUGAUGCAGAAAUCGGGGGAGAUCCGGAGGAGACUCCCAGCAAUGGCCGUGCCAAGAAGCGCAGACUCUCAUGGCCCAAGAUCUCGGCAUUCACCAACAUCAGGCACGAGAACUUGGAGAAGGAGUGCUUUAAUCUAAGCAAGAGGCUGCUUGAACUGGCUGGCCUGACCUGCUGUGGUGUGAGCAUGAGGCUGGGUCGGCUCCUGGCGUGUCUCCCGCCUGAGACGGCUCGCGACUUGUGGCUCAUUUUUCAGUGGGUGAAGGAUCCGCCAUACAGGCAGCGCGUGUGCGCCUGGCCUGAUUGUGGCGCCUACAUAGCUGCGUGUUGUCGUUGGGAUGUGGGUGCCAGUGGCUACCGAUACCAUUGUGUGGUUUGUCAGGGCAAUUCGCAGGAUUGUUCACGAACAAUUGAGCAGGAGCAGACUAGGUUCCCUUAUUUGCCUAAGGGGCAGCCUGCUCUGACGCCAGCGAGGUAG
Molecule: messenger RNA, 900 nt
Organism: Thermochaetoides thermophila DSM 1495
Lineage: Eukaryota; Fungi; Ascomycota; Sordariomycetes; Sordariales; Chaetomiaceae
Exons: 1
Coding region: 1-900 (299 amino acids)
Source: RefSeq, a predicted model, not a curated record